Messenger RNA from Micromonas pusilla CCMP1545, 1084 nucleotides. RefSeq names its product low complexity orphan protein. NCBI's taxonomy places the organism in Eukaryota, Viridiplantae, Chlorophyta, Mamiellophyceae, Mamiellales, Mamiellaceae. The transcript has 2 exons. The record is from RefSeq and is a predicted model, not a curated record. The coding region runs from base 87 to 920 and encodes 277 amino acids.
UCGGUAUUCAAACGACACCGCGGAGCGUCGUUUGACUUUUGCCAGAUCUUCGCGCGCGGCGAAAGGACGGACACGCGCGGUCCGCGAUGCCGUCGCAGCUCGGCGUGAACGCGCUCGCGACGGGGUUGAGCAUCGGCGUCACCGACAUCGUUCGCGGCGGCGGCAAGGCGCUCAAGCGCGCGGGAAAACGCGCGACGACGACGAAGAAGCUCGGCGCGACGACGGUCCUGACGUGCGCGGCCGCGGCCGCGGUCGCGGCGUGCGCCUCGCCGUCGCCCGCGCGCGCGUCCGCGGCGCCGCCGCCGACGACGACGGUCAAGCCGCCGACGCUCUCGCGCGUCUGGGACUUCACGGCGACGGAGCUCGCGGCGGCGCCGACGAAGCGCGGGAAGUGCCGACGGCGGAAGGGCGGCGGCGGGGGAGGGGGGGACGAGACUCCAGACGACGGCGACGUCGGCGGCGGCGGCGGGAGGUACGACGCCGGCGACGGCGCGGGAGGCGACGGCGGCGACGACUGGCGGCCCGGCGACGGCGACGGCGGCGACGGGGGAUUUAAAAACGGCGGCGGCGGCGGCGGCGGCGGCGGCGAUUGGGGCGGCGGAAGCUACGGCGGCUCCGGCGCGUUCGACGACUUCAGCGUGAUGUUCGCGUGGCAGGCGCUGUGCGGCGUCGCUUUCGGCGCGUGCGCGCAGCACGCGGUCGAGAUCGCCGUGCGCGUCGGCGUCGCCGCGGGCGCACGCGACGGCGAGGACCUCGCGGAGGGCGACGCGUUCGACGCGCGCGGCGCGGCGACGGCGGCGGCGGCGGAUCUCGAUCUGGAUCUCGAGGUCGCCCCCGCGUGGCCGAAGGUGUGCCUCGCCGCGAUGACGACCGCGCACGUCGCGAGGUGCCAGCCCGUGCUGAGCAUCUCCGCGUGCUGAGAAGAGAGGAGAGGAGAAGAGAAGCCGCGCCCGCCGCGCGAUGUACGAGUACCCGGCGCGGAGGCAUCCGCGUCGCUUUCCGUUCGCAACGUUUUAGUAGUUUAGUUUUCCGCCCGCCCGGUCGGGCGCCGCCGUUUGUAUCACCACAUCAACCUACUGUACCU